Molecule: messenger RNA, 7115 nt
Organism: Mya arenaria
Lineage: Eukaryota; Metazoa; Mollusca; Bivalvia; Myida; Myidae
Exons: 35
Coding region: 596-5335 (1579 amino acids)
Source: RefSeq, a predicted model, not a curated record
GUGGAAAGUCAAGCAUUAAUUCCAUAUAGAAAAUUGGCCAACAAUGAGCAUGUCAUACCACGAUAUCAACACAUCACUUGGUUGACAUCAAAUAUCCCGAUACAAAGCCCAAACACCAUUGACAACCAUUUCAGGAGAGAUCAUAUUCAAUUAAAUUCUGUCAAUAGAGGAGGAAACCGUAUUGAGCAGAUUCCAGAGACAUGAAUUAACAUGUUGCUGAAAAAUUGGAUGAUUUUCUGAAUUUACGGACAUAAGGUGUGAACUUGGAUUGAUGGUUAACAUGUAAGAAAUUGUGUUUCAAUCAGUUUGAGGUUUAAUAGAUUUAAAGAUCAGAAUUAAACAAACAGAAGAUUGUCUCUAUUACUCUAGGAAAAGAUAGUCCUGUCAACAUUCACAGAAGAUAAGAAACUGUCAGUUAGAGGUAAUAAAUAGUUGACUACUUCUCCAAUCUGCUUUAUGUAUACGAUAGAUAAGUGGCAAAAAAAAACAUGAUGACUUAGUGACCCUUUCAGGAGAGACUGCUAAGAGACUUUCAGGACAUUUAUCAUAUGAGUUGUGUACAAAACCCAACAUAAAACAGUGCAGUUGGCUUUGAAUGUACCAGGCAGACGUUGUUGUGAACUCCAGGAUGGCGGGAAUGUAUCGCUGCCGCGAGUGUCACAUGAACUUCCAAGCGCAGCACCUAUUGUCAAAACACAAACAAAAGUUCUGUGUGGGCAGCCUCAGUGAUCCAGAUGACCUCCAGCUACGACGGGGCCUACGAUCAACCUCCCCGAGAAGAAUUAUCUCCCCUGCUGAUCGGAAACUGAGACCUAAAGGAAAUUCGGUGGUUAAGAGGACUGAUUAUUCCCCACACCUUAUCAAAACCCUGCAAACUCCUGAGGCAUCUAAUCCACAUGCCUUGUCUCGUCUGGAGAUGUUUUUUCCGACAAAGCCCAUAGAAUCUCCAGAUGUCCCUAUAAAUUUCCACCGACCCCUGAUGGAGACAGGGGAUGGGAUGGGGUCUGCCUCUGCCCAGCCCCAGGGUGCUGAGGGGGGACUGGCUGUAGGGCAGGAAAGGUUAAUCCUUUCCCCCAAGUCAGUGGAAGAGAAGCUUCACCAGCUACGUCAGUUGAAGGAGAAACGGUCACGGAACCGUGACCUUCGCGACCUUGAGGAGCGCAUGCUUUUAGAUGAGCUAGGUGACACGGAAAACCGUGGCUCCCCUCGGCGUACACGCAGCAGAAUCCCGCUGUCCACACACAAGGAGAUACGAGACUUGCAGCUAGAGUAUGAAAAAUUACGAGAGAAAGAGAACCAGACAGGUGUACGCAAGUCCAUCCCUGCACGGUUUGUGCCCAGCCGUGAAGAGCGGACAACUCCGUACACCCGAAACUCCAACUCCAGCAUGAGCAUUUACCUGGAUGAUGAGUACCGGAAGAACGGGAACCAGGACCAGCAGCUGCGCUCGCUGGCGGAGAACCAUGGAAGACAGAUGGAAUAUCUCCAGCUUCAGAACAGGGACCUCGAAAAACAGAGGGAAGAUAUUCGCAAGCGUUUGGAGGGUCUUGGACGUCGUACGGUGGCGCCACCUCCACAGGACAACACAGCCGACCUACUCCGGGAACUAAGGGAACAAGAGAUACGUAACCAGCGCGCACUCGACGACCUCAAACGUCAGCUCCAUGACCUUCAUGGAAACCAGAAAGUCAAUGUCAUAGAGAUAGAGAAGCCAGUCUAUCACCAGCCACCACCCCCACCUCAGCCAGAACCCCCCAAGAAGUCAUUUGUGAUGCCAGUCUACUACGGCAAGUCUCUCGUAGCGGAAAUUACGGCCAUCCGGCAGGCAUACCUGCAGAACGGAGGCAAUGACCCGGAUGUGCUGGCUCAGAUGUCCCAGAUGCAGGCCGAGGCCCAGGCAAUUGAAGACCAGAUGAAUCAGAAACCCCCGGAACGGCCUCAUAAAGAUAAGCCGCGUGACAAUGAGUCCACAUUUAAGCUUCUGGAGAGUGAAAAUGAUCGGUUAAUCCAGGAGCUCCGACUGCUUCAGGAGCAGAACAUCCUCGCCAAAAACCGCAGAAAUAACGACAAGGAAGAUGAGCUAGAGCGUGAAUUACGAAGGUUGCAACGCGAGCACCUGGAAAAGAUGUACGGGCUUCAGAAGGAGUUGGACGAUCUGCGCAUGAUGUUGUUGAUGGAGCGUAACCGCCCACCACCACCUACCACACAUGUGGUCCAGCAGCCCGGGCCUCCAGUAUCCCUGUGGCGUGAACAGACACCCUGGUUAUUCCAGAAACCCUACGUCGAGGUCGAACCCAUGGCACCUUAUGACCAGUACGCGGGUUUUGUGAUAUUCUACGACUUUGUGCUGUCCCUGGAUCCCACAGUACAGGCGUGUCGGCUGGUGGUGGGGCUACACAGCUCGUCGGCGGUAAUGGGGGAGCCAACAGUUCUCCCCACAGUUUACACUGAGCCUGCCACCCGUGGGGCCGGGUACAACUACAACUACUCUAAUGCUGUUAUAGGGGCAAAACAACCGGUACCAAAAUGUCCCCCAGAGCCAGACCUGGGAAUUGUUGCAGAGCUGCAGGCUAGCGGUGGGCCGGCCUCAGAGCAUGAUCGACACAGUCUUAUAACGCGAGCCUGGACAAAGAUCCCAUUGUUCGACAAUGACACGCGCCUACUGGCUGGGAGGUACCGUAUCCCGAUGAGGAAUGUGCCCAUCAAACCGUUCCUCCAUGUCAGCCAAGUCCAGCGUGUUCCAAAGUAUGGUGAUGCUGAGUUGUAUUACCGGAUCGUUAACAUGCGAGACGCAGAAAUCCAAUCCAUGCAGCAGAUCUCUGCGGCUAACUACAACCAAUAUACGCACCCUCAGGUAGAGCCCGUACCUGAGCGCCUUCCAGUGUACACGCCCAAACGAAACAUUCCCCCUCCCCCUUCUGCAUCCCCCCUCCCCACGCCCAGGAAAAAGAGGCCCAGCGCACAAUCGGUACCGCCCAGUCCUCAGCGCUUACCCUCCAUCCAACAGCGUCAGCUGCGCUCAACUUCUCCCCCGCAAAUUAUGGCACUCCAAGAUAUGACACUGGGGUUCCAGGUGGACCGGGUUAAGAAGGCGGAGUCAGGGGAGGGUAAGGUCAGGCUCACCGCAUACUACGCAUCCACAGGAAAGGUUGUACAAUCUACUACAAGUCCAGUAACAUGCAGCACAACUGCAGUGCGGUCAAACUUCAAGUAUGGCUACCACGUGUUUGGCCAGCAAGAGGCCACAUUCCAGGAAGUCGAAUAUCAGGGUGACAUGGUGCUGAUAGCACGGUUUUACCUGAAGAAGCGCCAGUCAGAUAUGAUGGAUGAGUUUAUGAUGCCGGAGCAGGGCGGGCAGGAACCUACACUGUAUGAUGAGGAAACCUGCGUCGCCUGGGCUGCUCUUCCUCUAGUCAACUGUGAUCAAAGCUUGCCAUUGAAGAAGAAAAAGAACUUCAACCCAAACACAAUGUCCAUCAACCAGGGCACCCACACAAUCCCAUUCUACCAGCUCCCAAUGCCAGAACCAAAUCAGAUCCCGCUUGAUGGGGGCCCAUUCCCGCGGGACUUUGCCCGUUACGGGAAGGCCACACUGCGGGUGUAUGUGUUCCAGGGAAACCCACGCCCGGGCUCCCUCACGCCCAGCGAUGUGUCAGAUAUAGAGGAUGAAGACACCUUACCAGAAUUCGCGUGGCUGCCGAUGGAGCGAAAGACACCUCCCAAGGACCCGUUCCUGCUUGGCGACGGCUUUGACGUGUACAUAGAUGGCUGCAGAUACCUGCCAGACUCCGCUACUUUCACCAAGGUGGCAGGCCGUAUCCUAGACAGGAGAUAUGACCUGUACGGGAAGGACAUCAACACAGGUGUGAAACUAGACAGUGAUGUCUAUAAUCCUGUGUUUGAGGAGAAGGUGGAGUUCCGGGAGACAAACAUCCCACCCACCGCCACCCUGCUGCUUAAGGUGUACACAAUAGACAACUUCUACAAGUCCCUGACAGUGGUUGGGUACAGCACCAUCAAUGUGUUCGUGGAGACGGGCACAGAGAGGCAGCCAAAUGUAGACAAACCCAUGCAGGUGUCAUUGAAUGAGGGAGCCCACCAGUUACGUCUGUAUGCCCAGGGCCCCAAUGGUGUGGACCCGCUCUCUGAGCCGUGUCUGCGGGAUGGAGGGGUCCGUAUUGUCCCCUGUGCCUCCCUGCUGAUACGCCUGGUCAAGGUCGCAAGAGGGGCUGGUGGGAAGGCUCUAGAGUCAAGCAAGGUUCCCCAGGGUGACUGGUUACGUAUGGGCCUGUAUCAGCCGCGGCCCAAGUACUCAGACCGCGUCUACUACUCCUCCAAGUGCAUGCCUACCAAGGGGGAGACACGACUCUUCCACAGCAUGAUGAGGCGAACACGACGCACGAUACGGGAGGUCAUUGCCCUCGUGGCCCCGGCCAAGGAAAGCUUCCUAAGGAGUGACAAGAACAUGGAGGAGUUUAUGAGGACGCAGCUUACAAAGACUGCGGACACCAAACCUCUGGACCAAGACCUCAACUUUGUCGCCCAGUACAGCCCUAAACAUGGCAUCAAGGUGGCUAUAGACAGUGCUGUGAGCCUUCCCUGGACCAACUUCACCCAUGCCCACAUGUGCUUCAACCCUCCUGCGGCCUUCUACCUGGGUGCCCCGCAUGCGACAUAUGACAAGCUGGCGUUUACAGAGAUCCUGGAUGUGCGAUCUACCAACACAUCACCAGCGUGGAAGGAUGGAUUCAAGCAUUUCCCUCGCCGGUCGUACCACAGGUUCAUGACACUGAUCAUCCACCUGCAGGAGAUCUCCGUCAGUGUCGCUAAGGAGAACUACAAAUACGGGCUGCUAGAACAGGCUUGGACAGCUGUUCAGAUCUUCACAGACAAGUAUUGCACCACCCAGGCAUUCCAGCUGCCUCUGUUUGCCGGCUCCCCGAACCAAACCAUCCUGAAACAGCUGGCCCGGGAACCAUGCAAGGAGUGGAUGGAACGCAUGAUAAGAAACAACGGGAUCCAGCUGCUUGAGGGCUCAUCUAUAUUUGUGCGUGUGGCUGACGCCCGUCGAGAUGAUGAACUCCUCUCAGACAUUGCCCAUAACAAACUGGCAGAGGAUAAUGAGGAUGGGGAUAAAAUCUCCCCACGGGUUGAGGUGAAUACAGACUACAUUCCCGUGGGACUGGAGGAGGCCUACAGCCGUGAACGGCCCGGAAAACCCAUUGAAUCUCUUGUACCCAUCGGCAAAACGCCUGAACAGUUCAUAGACAACCUGAAGGUCAAGUUCAAAAGUCUGGUGUACAAACUUUAUGAAGAGGGAAACUUGGAGAAGUAAGGAAUAAAGGCAACAAUCUGACUGGAAGAACGGAACACUGAUAAAGACCUUACGUGACUUGUGUGUAGCCAUUUGGAAGAUUUAAACAAAGACAUUGUUUGUUUAAACUGAAAAGAAGUCUAAACACCAUCACAGACACAUAUGCAACAGUGUUUAAACAUUAUUUUGCUAAGAAGUUUGCUCUAAAGUUUAUCAUUAAACGUGAAAUGCAGAGUGCUGUGAUUUUGCACUGGUAUUUUAGGAUAUUUGUACAACCAUUUCUGUGGAAACGGGGCUGUGAGUGUAGCCUGACAUUGAUAAGCGUAGUUAGUCUCUCUGUUAUUUAUUUGUAUUUGUUUUUCUAAGAAAAAGGUUGAGGUAUUGUGAGAGCCUUUGUGUUGUUGGCAGAGGUAUUGUUUUUGUGCAAAAAAUUUAAGCUUCCUUUAACAUAGAACCAUUCAAGAUAUUCCCUGGAAACUGUGUACUCAGUCAUGUUCAAAGUGAAAAAAGAUAAUGUAUAUAAGGCCCAUUACUCUGGUCGAUUUAAUAAUAGUUGAGUUAUACCGCUUUUUUGGCUGAAAAAAUAACCACAACAACAACACCUCAAACAACAGACGAGCGAUGGCAUCCCAUUGUGGUGCUCUUAUGUUCUUUAUUUAAACUUUCUCUCUCCUAUAUUAGCCUGCUGUAUGUGCACUGUUGUUUUUUUCUGCACAUGUGUUCAAAUAUAUAAUAUAUGUAAAUUAUAUGUGUGUGCUUUGGAGGUAAUCAAGCAUGUUGUUUUGUCUUUGUGAUGUUCUUGUAUUUCACAUGUGAAUAUUGCUAAUUUCGUUUUGAUUAUUUGUGCCAUGUCCAUUGUGUAUAUAAAUAUAUUCAACGACCUCUUCCUGUUAGAGGAAUUACCCAUGGUUGUUAUUGCUUGUGCUCUUGUGCUCCAUAUUUACAUUGUUUUAUGAAACUCAUAAUGUGAUAUACAAACCAAUUCAGGUUUAUAAAGAAAUACAUUAUUUAUGACUUUCUGAAAUAACACAUUUUUAUAAAACAGGGUAAAAGUAUUAAUGAACUAUUAUCUACCAUAUAAAAACAAAUAGGCGUAAACUUCAUGUUCUUAUUGUGCUAAAUGUAAACAAGUGUUUUUUUUAUAUAUUGACCAUGGUUAGGUAGAACGAAAACCAGUCUAAGGCGAACUAGUAUGGACGAAGGGAAAAACAAACACGUUGAUUGAAUGACUGUCAGAACUAUUCUGUAUCAGAUGCAACAGCAACUAAUUUGUUCCCAAUAAAGAGAGAGGAUGCGAAAUUCCACUUGUACUGUAGGUCAUAUACAUUUGUGUACAUACAUGUAUGCCCUACAUCAUCCAGGUAUGUGUACGUAUGAGUAAAGUGAUUUGUGAGCCGACUAGUACUAGUUUAUAGAGAAAUUUUGCAAACAAAUUUUAAAAUCUACUCAAAAGAUCACAUUCACAACUACAACCUUGACAUCUACGUGUAGAUUUAUAUGUUUAAGUCCACAUACUCCUGGUGUUCCGCAACCUCUCAAUUAUCUGCAAAUGACCAAACAUGACUGUGAUAGUUUGUAUUGCCUGUGAUAAUAAUUACAUUGAAUUUGUUAUUAAGAUAUGUGUUAUAUUAUUUAUUGUAUAUUUUUUUGGAAUACUUAAAACAACUUGUAUUCAACAUUUCAGGAAAUGUUGUGUGUGCUGUAAAUAAUGCCAAUGUUAUUUAUUUUACAAUUAAUGUUCUCAAAAUUAAACUUGUGAUUACAUAGUUAUAUAUAAAUGAUGAUUUAUGAUUUAGCAAUA